Molecule: messenger RNA, 1890 nt
Organism: Calliphora vicina (urban bluebottle blowfly)
Lineage: Eukaryota; Metazoa; Arthropoda; Insecta; Diptera; Calliphoridae
Product: piggyBac transposable element-derived protein 3-like
Exons: 3
Coding region: 1-1890 (629 amino acids)
Source: RefSeq, a predicted model, not a curated record
AUGAGUCGAAAGGGUGGACUAACUGAAGACGAUAUCUUUGCUGAAAUUUUAAAUUCAGAUUUGGAAGAUUUUAGUAGUGAUGAUGAGUGUGUGGAUGCAACUUGGGAAUUACCAGUUGUAACAAAUGAUUUGGCAGACCAGGAAAGCGACAAUGAAGAAGAGUUCAAUGCUCUAUCAGAGACACCACCAGAGUCAAGUCAAACUGCCAAUCGUCGUGAUAUUUGGAAAAAAAGACCGUUUGAGAAUCAGUUGGAAAGCAGCUCUUAUGCAACUGCGGACACAAACACACCUAUAGAGACCCCUUAUCAUUAUUUUUCCGUGUAUUUCAAUGAUGAGUUUUUAGAAAAAGUAACGGAGUACACAAACAGGUACCAUGUGGCCGAGAAGGGCAAAGCACUGGGAGCAUCAGUAGCUGAAAUGAAAAAUUUUUUUGGAAUCAUCAUUGCGAUGGGCUGCAUUCGCUAUCCAAGGCUUCGCAUGUACUGGGAGAAAACCACAAGACUCCCUAUUGUAGCUGAUACCAUGAGUCGUGAUCGAUUCUUUCUCUUGCGCAUGUGUCUACAUGUGGUGGACAACAAUGAAGUAACAGAUGCAGAGAAACAAUCAAACGUGUUUUGGAAAAUAAAUCCGUUACUUGAACGUGUUAGAUCUGCUUGUAGAAAUAUUCCAAGAAAAUGUAAUGCUAAUUACUCAAUAGACGAACAAAUGAUACCAUUUACUGGUCGGUGCCCUGUUAGACAAAGCCUUCCAAAUAAACCUAGAGGAGUGGGAUUGAAAAACGAAGUUUUAACAACCUCUGAGGGGCUGGUCCUUGAUUUUGAGAUUUAUCAGGGCAAGACUACACCACUUCCAUGCUCAAAUUUAGGAUUAGGACCAGGCUUUGUUUUGCGUUUGGCUGAAACACUUCCUGAAGGAUCCAAACUGUUUUUUGACCGUUAUUUCACGACAAUACCACUACUACAAGCACUGUUGAAACGUGGAAUUUAUGCUACUGGAACAAUAAUGAGGAAUAGAAUAAAAAACGUACAUUUCACGAAUGAGAAACACAUGAAAAGGGGUGAUAUGGAGGAAUUUUGUCAUAGUGAAGACAAUAUUGUCGUGGUGCAGUGGAAGGAUUCAAAGUCGGUAAUUCUUGCAUCUUCAGCUUACGGGUGUGGCCCAGUUGAACACGUGAAACGCUGGGAAAAAAAAGAGAAAAGGUAUGUGGAAGUUCCAGCUCCUAGAAUCGUCAGGGAAUACAACAAGUGUAUGGGCGGCGUUGAUGUUUGCGAUCAAUUAAUGGAAUCGUACAGGUCAUUUUUUAAAACACGAAAAUGGACUUUAAAAGUGUUUAUACAUUUUAUUGAUCUUGUGUGCUGCAACGCCUGGAUGCAAUACAGAGAUCACUGUAAAAUAAAUUCUCAACUUCGAAAAAAUACCCAUGAUUUAUUAAGUUUUAAAAUAGCAUUAGCUAAACAGCUAGUAGCUAUAGAUACAAAAAAAAAUAAUGAAUAUGAAUCUGAAGAUGAAGAUGAAGAACCCCAAAAUGUUGCCAAAAAAUAUCGUCCAUCCGAACAACCAUGUCAAGACAAAAGACUUGAUGGAUAUAAACACUGGCCUCUUGAGCAUGAUUUGUCAUCAGCAAGAUGCUGCCGACUUGCCGGAUUCGAAGACAUCAAAACUUUCGAUCAUACCAACCUCUUUGAAAACAUCAAGAUACAUAAAUGUAUCAUUUUGGGAUCUCAUCACCAAAAUUCAUACGGAGUUAGAUCGACCCCCGAGACAUAUGAGAAAAUUCCUUCAUUGGCAACUUUGGACAGCACUGAAAAACCACACCAGUUGAAGGUUACCGAACUCAUCGCAUUUCCUUAUCAAGACACCAAACAAACACGGCAAUUGAGAUCCAGAUAG